AUGACAAUGGAGUCUGGAAACGCGCGCUUCAAUUUACCGGGUUACUCCGUACCCCUGAACUGGACCGCUCCUGACAUGUUCCCUAAUGCCCUGGGAAGCAGUCUCGCGGAACGCUUAGAUACUCAUCGGGAGAUCUUGAUGAUGCGAGCACUCAACUCCAUCACCGACAAGCCGGAUUGGGAGAAAAAGGUCUUUGAUGAAGAAAUCACUGCCAAAUGGCGCAAGGAAAUCAUGGACAGCGGAGAGGAUAUCACUCCCGACAUGAUGAACUGGAUCAUCAAGGAGGCGCAGUGGAAAGCUGAGGUCUUCAGGGACACCAAGCACAUCGUGGCAUUCGAUGCUGGCGUGGUCAAAUCUGACACUGCCGUUGCGGAAGACUUGCGACAGAUGCUGAGAGAUGCUGUUCGGCCCCUGGAGGAUGUGCCUGAAGAGCUCAAAGACUACCACCCUGGAUCGGACGACAAGGUGGUCGACCUGGUCCAUCCGUCGCUGUUCCCGGUCAUCUACGGCCGGACUCGCAUUCUCCAUAGAAACUUGAUUGGGCUAAAGGACUUUUUGAAUAAUGUCGGGGAGGGCAAGGUACUUGCAGUUCCUCCGGAAGAGGAUGCUACUGUCGACCGCGACUGGCGAAGCGUCCAUCGACCCUACAGCCGCAAAUUCCAGUGGCUUCCCUGUGACGUGCAUUUCGCUGACAAUGGCGAAUGUCGCAUUGCGUCGUAUAUCAAUAACCUGCACCCGAAGAAGCACCAGCCGCUGUACCAAGUCAUCGAGAAGAUCCUGACUCAGACCAUUCCGCUGUGGAACACGACCUUGACCCUCGUGCGGGAUGAUUACAAGCGGAUCCCCUACUAUGAUGUCGAAUAUGACGAGCAUCCCGAGCCGGAGCCGAAGCCGGAAAACAAGGAAGACGAGUAUAGUAACGAAUACUAUCAACGAUAUGACGAAUGGCAAAAACGACAGCCCAUCCGACGCCCGGAACCGGGCGAGUUCGCCCCCCAUGUAAUCGAGGCCGAGGGUCAGAUCAACCUGCGCGAGGAAUUUGCCCAGAAUGGAUUACAGGUAAUUGUCAAGCUAGCCAACAUCGAGCUGACCCCGGAGAAGCCCGAGUACGACGGCGGAUCGUGGCACAUCGAGGGACAAUUGAAUGAGCACAUUUGCGCUUCGGCCAUCUACUACUACGACAGCGAGAACAUCACCGACAGCAGACUCGCGUUCCGGCAACGGGCGGAUACAGAAGCCCUCUCAGACAUCUCCUAUGAGCAAUCGCGACACGAAUUCCUCCAGGAGAUCUUUGACUUGGAUCCUGAGGCGGGUUGGAACGAGGGCAAUGUCACUCAGGUGCUAGGCAGCGUGGACACUCGGCAAGGACGCUUGCUCACCUUCCCAAACAGCCUCCAGCACCAGGUGUCGCCGUUUGCGCUGGCAGACCGGACCAAGCCGGGUCAUCGCAAGAUCCUUGCUUUCUUCCUCGUAGACCCUCAUCUCUCGAUUAUUUCUUCGGCGAAUGUGCCGCCUCAGCAGGAGGACUGGUGGAGGGAACGGCAGGAGGUUGUUGGGAAGUUGCUGAGCGGGAGACUCCCAGCCGAGUUGCAGAAGAUGGUCAACGAGGGUUUCGAAGCUACGCCCAUAACCAUGGAGGAGGCAAAGCAGUACCGCAAAGAAUUGAUGGAGGAGCGCUCCAACAAGUCGCAGGAACAGAACCGGGACUUCGAAAUUGGGGCGUUUAACUUGUGCGAGCAUUAA
This is a messenger RNA of Aspergillus udagawae, 1743 nucleotides long. Its product is annotated as DUF4246 domain-containing protein. The transcript has 4 exons. The coding region runs from base 1 to 1743 and encodes 580 amino acids. The record is from RefSeq and is a predicted model, not a curated record. NCBI's taxonomy places the organism in Eukaryota, Fungi, Ascomycota, Eurotiomycetes, Eurotiales, Aspergillaceae.